Mauremys reevesii (Reeves's turtle) is the source of this 1523-nucleotide messenger RNA. It is a transcript of the gene NDFIP1, whose product is annotated as Nedd4 family interacting protein 1. Gene Ontology annotation, biological process: vacuolar transport; metal ion transport; ubiquitin-dependent protein catabolic process. Gene Ontology annotation, molecular function: WW domain binding. Bases 319 to 969 code for a protein of 216 amino acids. The transcript has 8 exons. The record is from RefSeq and is a predicted model, not a curated record. Lineage: Eukaryota; Metazoa; Chordata; Testudines; Geoemydidae. Gene Ontology annotation, cellular component: Golgi apparatus; endoplasmic reticulum; perinuclear region of cytoplasm.
GCAGGAGUGUGACAGCAGAGGGAGGGCGGCAGCGGCGGCGGGGGAAGGGAAGUGGUUGGCGCUGAGCAGGCAGCAGCCAGUGACCCGGCAGCGCUGCGCUUGCGAACCUCCGCCUCCAGCAGCAGCAGCAGCAGCAGCAGCGGGAGUAGCAGGGGCGGGCGGCGCCCAUUGAGUGUGGGAGGCCGGCAGAGGUGGCUGAGCGGAGCCGCGCCACUUCCAGAGCCGCCCCGACCUGUGUCGGGACUCUCCGACCCCAGCCAGCCCCGCGGGGCCUCCGCCCGGUCUCCUCUCUCCGCCUGCCACUCCCUCUCCAGCGCCAUGGCGGCGGCGGCGGCCGCCGAGCCCAGCAGCGGCCGAUACCAGCAGUUGCAGAAUGAGGAGGAGCCUGGAGAGACUGAACACACUGUGAAUGAUGCCCCUCCACCUUACAGCAGCAUUUCUGGGGAGAAUGCAGAAUAUUUUGACUACAAAGAUGAAUCAGGGUUUCCCAAGCCCCCUUCUUACAAUGUGGCCACAACAUUGCCUAGUUACGAUGAAGCGGAGCGAAGUAAGGCUGAAGCUACCAUUCCCUUGGUUCCUGGAAGAGAGGAUGACUUUGUGGCACGGGAUGAUUUUGAUGAUACUGACCAGCUGAGGAUAGGAAAUGAUGGCAUCUUCAUGCUAACAUUCUUCAUGGCUUUCCUCUUCAACUGGAUUGGAUUUUUCUUGUCCUUCUGUCUGACCACUUCAGCUGCAGGACGAUAUGGGGCUAUUUCGGGGUUUGGUCUGUCUCUCAUUAAGUGGAUCCUGAUUGUCAGGUUCUCAACCUAUUUCCCUGGUUACUUUGAUGGUCAGUACUGGCUCUGGUGGGUUUUCCUUGUAUUAGGCUUUCUGCUGUUUCUCAGAGGAUUUAUCAAUUAUGCAAAGGUUCGGAAGAUGCCGGACACAUUUUCCACUCUCCCCAGGACCAGAGUUCUCUUUAUUUACUAAAGAUGUUUUCUGGCAAAUGUCUUCCUGCGUUAAUGAAUUCUCCCUCAAGAAGUAACAGGACACCUGCAGGAAGUGAAUCAAGACUGAACACAGAAGAAAAAAUAAUCACCUGCUUUAAAAUAAAUAAAUAAAAGUACUGUUGAUAAAGAGAUGCAUUUCUUUCUAUUUGUUUCUAGGUGUAAAAUUUUAAUAGUUAAUGCAGAAUUCUGUAAUCAUUGAAUCAUUAGUGGGCUAAUGUUUGAAAAAGCUAUUGCAGUCAAGUCUGUGAUGUACUAAUAAUGCCUUAUAUAGUAUUUGUAGUAUAGCAUGAGCUAUGCCCCUGUAGCCAGUAGGGGGCAGUCUUGUUUUAUUUCAUUCUCCAUCUUAAAAAUGAUUCUGGAAUCCAAUAUUUUAGUGUAAAAUAUGUAUAAUGCUGGCUGUUUUGAAGGGGUGUUCUCAAAAGUUUAGAAGACUGUUUUGUUAUGACUACAUUUUUGCACAUAUCUAUCUGCUGUUAAAUCUAAAACUGUGCUGUCUCUAUACCUGGAAGUAAAAUCAAUAGAUUCUUUAAGGCA